Scylla paramamosain (green mud crab) is the source of this 5149-nucleotide messenger RNA. RefSeq names its product adhesive plaque matrix protein 2-like. Lineage: Eukaryota; Metazoa; Arthropoda; Malacostraca; Decapoda; Portunidae. The record is from RefSeq and is a predicted model, not a curated record. The coding region runs from base 148 to 1926 and encodes 592 amino acids. The transcript has 12 exons.
UGUGUGUGUGUGUGUGCGUGCGUGUGUGUGUGUGGAACCGAGGCGAGGAGGGCCACACGGUGCCCUAUCACAGCAGAGCCGAGAGAGGAGCCGCAGGACACGCCAGGUCGCCCCAGCAAACAUCUAUCGGCUCCCAGACGAGACACAAUGCGGCUGUUGGUGUUAGUGUUGGCAGUGUUGGUGGGAGGCUCUACAGGGCAAAACUACUACUCGUUCCCAAGAGCUCCACUUCGGCCGAUCGCACCCUUUGGUAUCUCUUCAUCAGAGAAAGUGAUCAGCCACGGCAGGAUCACCACAGGGGGAGCAUCUGUUAGUGCGCUUCCUCCUUCGACCUCUUUCUCCUCCUCCUCCUCCUUCUCCCCCUCCUCCUCCUUCUCCUCCUCCUCCUCCUCCUUCUCCUCCUCCUCCAAAGACCCAUGCCGUCCAUCUCCCUGCGGGGAAAACACGCGAUGUGAAGUGAGCAGAAAGAACGUGGCCUUGUGUCGCUGCAUUGAUGGCUACGUGCCCAUGGGAAACACUAUCAAUGGAUGCAGGCCGCAGUGUGAAAGGGACGACGAAUGCCCAGACGAGUACAGAUGCCAAGGACGAAAAUGCGUGCGUGUGUGUGUGACAGGCGCAUGUGCCCACAACGCGGAGUGUAGGGCACGCAAUCACAGAGCUAUUUGUGAAUGCCCUGCAAACCACAGAGGAAAUGCAGAGGUUUCCUGCUUCCCGGAAGCACAUGUCGAGUCCCGCGCUCCCCCGGCUCCCCCCCUCAACCCGUGCUACGAUGACCCAUGUGGAGUCAAUGCUGAUUGCAGAAAUGACAAUGGCCGCCCCGUGUGCUCCUGCCCCUACGGUUAUGAGGGAGACCCACUGACGCGCUGCACACAGGGAGAGUGCACAGAGCACCAGGACUGCCCACAUUACCAAGUGUGCACGCAGCUCAGGUGUGUGGAUCCCUGCACAAGUGGCAUGUGUGGCUUCAACGCUGAGUGCCGCGUGAAGGACCAUCAGCCAGUGUGCUCCUGUCCCCACGGUUAUGUUGGCGACGCCCUUCGAGAGUGCCGCAGGUUUGAUCCACGAGAGCUGUGUAACCCAAGCCCCUGCGGUGAAAAUACGAACUGCAAGGUGAGAAAUGACCGCCCAGUGUGUUCCUGCAUCUCAAACUACAUCGGCAACCCACUGACUGGCUGCAGGCCGGAAUGCGUCGGUGAUUCCGAAUGUCCGCAUAACAUGGCAUGCAGGAACAACAUCUGUGUCAACCCUUGUCGCGAUGCUUGUGGUGAGAGCGCCUACUGCGAUGUGAGGAACAGACGCGCCGUCUGCAGAUGCCCUGAUAAAUUCCUUGGUGACCCCCACAGCAGAUGCUACACCGAGUGCACGGAACACAACCACUGCCCUUCAAACGAGGCUUGCCAGGACUACCGCUGCAUCGACCCCUGCAUCAACACGUGCGGUGAUGGAGCGAACUGCAAGACCACCAACCACCAGCCCGUCUGUUCCUGUCCCAGAAGCCACACUGGUGACCCCUUCGUGCGCUGCAGACCAUUCGGCCCUGAUGACUACUGCAACCCGAACCCAUGUGGUCUCAAUGCCGAGUGCAGCCCCGGCACUGACAGGUCGGGCGAUACGAGAGCGGUGUGCACCUGCCCCCAGUACUACGUGGGCAACCCACUCAUCCAAUGUCAGCUGGGCGAAUGUAAGACCAAUGACGACUGCAAUGUCAACACGGCCUGCUACAACUACAUGUGCAGGACGCCGUGCUACACCCUGGACGGCGAUAGCGUGUGUGGCGAGAAAGCGGACUGCAAUGUCAAGAACCACAUGCCCGUGUGCUCCUGUCCCAGCGGCUACACCGGUAACCCUCUGGAAUACUGCUACAUCCCAGACUAUGACGACAGGAAACGCACCUCAAGCGCCUUUGUCCUGGGCAGAUCCUACUAAUUUGUGAGGAUGUCUGAAGGAUGCCACGAUACCAGGAUACCAGGAUAUUAGGAUGCCAGCAGGAUGUGGUGUGGUAGUGGUGGUGGUGGUAUGUUGGUGGAGCGAUGAUGACAAGGAUGGUGAAUGACAGUGAUGAUGGUGGUGGUGAUGGUGGUGAAUCAUUAUGAAAAUAUUGAUGAUGAUGAUGAUGGUGUGUGUACUAUACAAACGGCAAAGAAAAUGGAAGUUUUGCGCAGUUUUACAGCGUAGAAAACGAAAUUAUACAUACCAUAUUUUGAGAAGAGGACUGAGUGAUUUAAAAAGAGAAGAUGCCUGAAAAAAAAAAAAAAGAAAAAGAAGAGAUCAAAAGAAGAGAUUAAUGAAGACAAAUGAACAAACAGCAAAUUAAAAGAAGCAAUGAAGAGAAAAAUAAAUAAGACGAACACACGACCAUUAAAAAAAAAAAGAAUGAUAAAAAAAAUACAACCAAUCGAUCAACAACAAAUAAGACCAAGCGAAGACCUCCUCCACCAACACACACACGCACACACAUACAUACACAAAGGAAAAAAAAAAAAAAAAAAAGAGAUAAAAAAUUGAAUCACGCCCAUCCAACUGGCAUCCAAUAUUCCUCUUUAAUGGGCGGCGUGGGCGUGUAGGCGUGGAGGAAAAGGAGAAAGAAGAGGAAGAGGAUGGGGAGGAGGAAGAGGAUGAAAGAGUAUCUAAGCUUUUUCCUAAUUCCUCUUCUCUCGCUCUCCCAGCCGCCUAUAUUUCUCGCGCCCACGCCACGCCCACACUCGAGCCCACGCCGCCCACUUCCUGAAGCUCUGUCACUCGCAUCUGCAAGUUUCACUGCGCCAAACGAUCUGAAACACCAACGCUUUACUCCUCCGAUCGACUGCAACUGUUCAAAGCUUCGAAACAAAUGAAUCCGACCUAGAAGAGUUAAGAUUGUGUCAAAAGCUUUACACUAAAUCUUUCACUUUUUCAUUCUCAUUUUCUUUAAGUUAAAAAGUUAUUUAUUAUUAUUAUUAUUAUUACUAUUAUUAUUAUUUUUUUAUUAUUAUUAUUACUAUACACUGAAAAAUCUUCAUUAAUUGGUCAUUCUAACUGAUUCAUUUUGAAAGUUGCAAUGUUUGUGUUUCUUCAUUAUAGUUAAUAUUAUUUUCCUUUUCUUUUUUCUUUUUUCACAAAACUAGACCGUCUUCUUAUUUUAUUUUUUUUCAGUAUUUUCCAAAGCGGUGUUUGAUCUGAGGGGGAGUUCCUGAUAGUUUUUACUUUUUUUUCAACUGCCCCCCCUUUAGCACUACCCUUUUCUAAGCCUUAUCCUGCGUAGGUUUCGUGUAGGGUUACUUACUUACUUACACACACACACACACAGACACACACACACACACAGUCCUUUCUUAUAUCUGAGUCAUUUUGUAAUCUUCAUUGCUGUUAUAAUUACGAUCUAUAUUUCUAUCAGCCCAGAUCCUAUACAAAGAGCAUUAAAUACCAUGAAAAAGGAAUCCCAGCCUAUUACAUCUUAUAUCAAGAAUACAUUUUCCUAUUCAAAGAUUCCUACGAUCCUUAAUCUUAUAAAAAAAAAGAGUAUUGAAUUCCAUAGAGAGUGCCCUAGGGUAUUUGAUCCUAAGUAAAGAGUAUUUGACCCCCACAAGCAGAAUCCUGUGGUAGUAGAUUCAAAGCAUUCGAUCUCGCAAGGACUUGUAUAAACAGACCAAGGUAUAUACAGAAAGCGUGUAGGGUCCCAAAGUCCUUUCCUUGUUGCAUGUCGCGUUGGAUUAACCCCACAAGUCCUAGGUAGCCGGUCCUGAUCCUGUCGUAGCGAUUCUAAUCCUGCUGUUGUAGCGUGUUGCGGGCGUCUCUCAGCUUUCCUAGUCAGCCCUCUUAACGCUCCCUCACCGACUCCCUCCCCAGGUCAGCACCAGACGGUCUAGUCCAAGCACUAUAUUCCUACCAGCACCUUAGGCCUAUUUCUGAUGAUCCUAGUUUGUUUGUUUUUUUUCUGUUUUUGGGGGAUGCAUAACCCAGGUUUGGAAGGCUGUCUCUUCGAUGGGCUCCACUGAAGCUUUGAGGCCUCGUGAAGCACUGAUUCGAAGCACUUGUAGAGAUACGGACAUGGACCUGAACUUUGUCUUUUGGUUCUGUGUGCCCACUGUUAAUUUUCGACCUUGUGUUUAUUCAUUGUUUUCGUUAUUGGUAAACUGUGUAGAUUGAAAGGCAUCAGGUUGAUUAAAUGUAAAAAUUCCUUAAUGUAUAAUGAUUUGCUAGUUCUGUAUGUUUAAUUUAAUCUUCCCUUCAUUUCUCUUGAUCCAAAAUUGCUUCAGCGUGUCAAAAGUCUGAAAAAAAAGGCAAACUAAACCAGAUAUUUAUUCUCAUCAGUCAUAAUUCUCUAUGUCCAUCCAUUUAUAAUCUGUUCCUCACUCCAUGUGUCGUAUCUAAAUGUUUCGAGCCAUCUGUGUCGAACACCACUGUGAACUGCCCCAAGGCUUCACGAACCAGUGUUGCGGAGCUCUUCGGAUCGGGCCUUCGCUUCAUAACUGUCCUUUGCCUUGUACAGUCGAGUCCACAAGUCAUGCCAUCUUCUGCACUUCCAAUGUGUUUAUCUGAGUUCCUUUGCUGGCAGUCCUUUAAACCUUCUUCCAGUCUGUUUCCGGCAUCUGUAUUCCUAUGUUUAUCAAAUCUUUCCUUCUCUUCUUUGCCUUUGUCACCUCUUCUUCCAGUUCAUCCCAGGUGCCUGCAUUUCUUUGUGAUUAUCCAGUCUUUCCUUCAGAUCAUGCGCACUCCUUGCCUUCAUCACCUCCCACAGUUUAUCCCAGGUAACUAUUUUAUAUUGUCAGCAGGUGCCAGCUAAAGGUAAACAGAAAACGUGAAACAUUGGGAACGAGUGUGCAAGGUGACAGGACUUCUGGCCUCUAUUGUACAUAUAUGUGGGUUGCUGCCUUAUAACUGUUACUAAUAGUCAUGUUUCUCCUUAUGGACUAGUAGCGUGAUAGUAUAUUCAUUACUAUUAUUCAUUAACAGGUGAUGUUAUUAUUAUUAUUAUUAUUAUUAUUAUUAUUAUUAUUAUUAUUAUUAUUAUUAUUAUUAUUAUUAUUAUUUUAAAUUUUUCCUCUAGUUUUCAAAGGGGAUCCGUUCUUUUCCUUUUUUUUAUGGAGUAGUUUGUAGUUGUGACAAUAACAGCAGUUGUGAUGUUAAUAAUAAUAAUACAAUAGACUUAAUAAAAAAAUGAUAAAAGGUA